Molecule: messenger RNA, 1261 nt
Organism: Gaeumannomyces tritici R3-111a-1
Lineage: Eukaryota; Fungi; Ascomycota; Sordariomycetes; Magnaporthales; Magnaporthaceae
Exons: 2
Coding region: 273-1154 (293 amino acids)
Cellular component (GO): cytoplasm
Source: RefSeq, a predicted model, not a curated record
CCGUUCAGGAACCUCCCCAGUCACGAAAACGAGAGGCUGUCGCUGCUGUUUGACGCUUGGUGGGCCGCCACGGUCAACAACUCUCAUCGCAGCAAGCCGAAUCAAUGCUGUGAGUCACUGGCAGCACGGCGGGCUCGCUCACCUUUGCGGUAUCAAUAUCCUUCUUCGCCUCUUGUUUUUUUUUCCUGCCUGCGUCGCCUGGUGAACCGUCACAACAACCCUGCAACGACAGAGAUCAACCCUGCCGAGUGCAUCUUCUCAUUCCGAACAGAAUGGACACACCACCUCCCAACCAUCUCAUCGUUGUUUGCGGCCACGCCAUCUGGCUGGGCGGGCCGCAACAGGGACAGGAUGAGUCUGAGUGGUUGAUCGAGAGCUACAAACGGGGCGAGACCCCAACCUUCAUCGAGCACAUCAAGGCUGGCCUCCGUGCACUCGGUGACGAUGACCGCUCCGCCUUGGCGUUUUCCGGUGGCCCGACAUGGAAGGAGACUGCUCUCUCUGAGGCGCGCAGCUACGCAAAUCUCGCUGCUACGAAUGGAUACUUUGGCUUGAUAUCUGCCGACAUUCCGUCAACAGACGGCACUCGGCAGCAUCCGCUAUCGCCCAUCCCGCUCUCUCCCCGCAUUAUCCUUGAAGAGCAGGCACUGGACUCAUAUUAUAAUGUCCUCUUCUCCGUCGUAGCCUUCUGGAGGCGGUAUGCGACGUGGCCUGUGAAGCUCACUGUCGUUAGCCACGCUUUCAAGCGGAUGCGAAUUGUGGAUGCCCAUUGUGCGGCCAUUGGCUUUCCCAUCGACCGCGUCAACUUUAUUGGUAUUAACCCACCAAAUCUGCCUCCUUGGCUCCAAGCAAUGGAGCAACUGGAUGGGCCAGCUGUCCCCUCGACUAGACAUGAAGAGUCUGUGUCGGAGGAGAAGGACGAGGUGAUGGCGAGAGGGAUUAGAGAAGUUAUCGGUCAAUGGACUGAUGAUCCCCAUGGGGCUGGGGAGGCUCUCGCUAGGAAGCGGCAGGCUCGGAACCCUUGGGGAAUAAGCCAGCGACUUUUCCAUGACGACGAGGAAAAGCUCAAGAGCGGCAUUGAAACCGUCAUCCUCGUUGAUGGUACUGAGUCUUUGACUAUUGCUCCCCCAUCUGGUGCCGCCUGGAGGAGAUAGCGACCAGAGAUGGGGCUGGCCGGGCCCUCAUUAAAAUAGCAUAUGCCAGCCUCAGCCAAUUUCGAUGCGAGAGACCUUUCAAAUCCUAGACACAUUCACACCACCCG